GUGGCGCUGGUGCUGCGGACGGGGCUUUAAAACCAAGAGGAAGCGCAGCGCUCCGUGCAGCUUGUGAGGUACCGCGGCUCUCUGGGCUCCUGUACUGGGUCAGCAGAACCUGCGGGCGGUUCUGGUUCGGGAUGGACAGUGAAAUCCAGCGGGACGGGAGAGUCCUGGACCUGACCGACGACGCCUGGAGAGAAGACCGGCUGCCGUAUGAAGACGUCUCCAUUCCUCUGAGCGAGCUUCCAGAGGCCGAGCAGGACAACGGAGGGUCCACAGAGUCUGUUAAGGAGCAGGAGAUGAAGUGGACCGACCUGGCCCUGCAGAGCCUGCAUGAAAACACACCGAGCUGUGGAAGCUGAGGCCGACCCAACCAGAACCGGACUGAACAUCUGAACAUGAAUACCGCAGCAAGACUUUCAGUUUGUUCGCUUUGUAAGAACAAAUAAAUGUUGGUUCUGCUUCUAUCAGA
Messenger RNA from Fundulus heteroclitus (mummichog), 466 nucleotides. It is a transcript of the gene anapc13, whose product is annotated as anaphase promoting complex subunit 13. Lineage: Eukaryota; Metazoa; Chordata; Actinopteri; Cyprinodontiformes; Fundulidae. Bases 132 to 356 code for a protein of 74 amino acids. Gene Ontology annotation, biological process: protein K11-linked ubiquitination. The record is from RefSeq and is a predicted model, not a curated record. Gene Ontology annotation, cellular component: anaphase-promoting complex. The transcript is spliced from 2 exons.